This is a messenger RNA of Drosophila sechellia, 2682 nucleotides long. RefSeq names its product Juvenile hormone binding protein 6 (gene Jhbp6). Lineage: Eukaryota; Metazoa; Arthropoda; Insecta; Diptera; Drosophilidae. Gene Ontology annotation, biological process: multicellular organismal reproductive process. Bases 1794 to 2615 code for a protein of 273 amino acids. The transcript has 7 exons. The record is from RefSeq and is a predicted model, not a curated record.
GAAACCCAAAACCGUAUGUUUGAGGAUGUGUUGCCGAUCGGCGAUGUACAUGCUUCCACUGAGGCACCUUUCGAGAUAAGAUAAAGACGGGCACCUUCGAUACAUGCCGAUCGCAUGAGCGCUAGCCGGGAACGAGAUGGCUGCGGGAAUUUAGAAUUCGAUUUCAUGGGAUAAUCAAAUAUUUUAAAUUUUCAAUAUGCCUAAAUGUCUUUAUGGUGCCAGUGGAGAUCCUAAUCACAUUGACAGUUUUCAACGUAAGAUAAGUGCUAAGCCUGCAGUUGAUCGUAAGAGUUCCAUCGAUCGGAGGAGCUUAGCUCUUUACCCACUCGCUAUUAACCCACAUUUCUUGUCUUAUCAAUCGGUUGGUUACCCAGCUAUUUCCGUAUUAGACAGUAACUAAGUAUGUCGUUAUAUAAACCAACAGCGGCCACAUGGCCAUCAAAUACUAAUUCUAGGUAAGCAGGCGACGAAUUUCUUAUUUUACGAUUUCGUUGCACCCCACUUUUGGGCGUACUAAAAGUAUGUGGCCAUAUCUUAUCUCGAUUCAAAGUAAAAAUAUAUACCCACAUCGGUAUGACCCCUUUGGCUCCCCGACGAAGUUUCUCCGCGCCGAUAAGCCGUGAGUAAACUUCUUGACAUGGACCUGUCCCGGGUCACAAGUUUCACAGGCACAAGUUUCUGCACGAAAGACAUUUGCACCAAAAACUCUAUCAUCGAACUAUAUUUAGAGGGUUCCUAAUGCAUUUCACUAGCUUAUACUGUAUUUAUUUGUCUCUGUUGCCAGUUGACAGUGUUUUGGAUGAUUUUUCGUUUAUGACAUGCCCGUCAUAGUUUUGCAACCUUAUAAGUAUUUCCCCACUGAUAGCACACCGAUAGCUCGAGUAUUGCGCUUGCACAUAUUACAAAACACGGAGAGACCGAAGCACGAGUGCAGCUUAUGAAAGAUCUGUAUUCUUGCCUAACAUUUCCUGAAUGACCGCGCCAAAUUAGCCGCCGCAAAGAACUUAAUGAAAUUUACCAUUUUCAAUUCCAUUCUGGGGUAUUCCCACACAAAGUUGAUUAAAAUCUACGUGCCCCGAUUGCCAAACGUAUUCAAAAACUGCAAUCUCAGGAAGGCCGAACAAUGGCACAUUCAAAAUGGAGGUGAAAACUUGGCAGAAUUGGAAGGCGCACAGCGAACACGGACGUCGACGGGAUCGAGGAUUAGAGCAGGAGGAGGAGCUGGAGACGGCGGAGGAGGACGGCCAGCCAGGAGGAGAUUAUUCAAAUGAUUGGAAAUUAUCAUGUGCUUGCAUCCAUUUUCGGGGCUGCCAGUUGCCGGGCUAUAUGCUUGAUGCUUCCUGGCCCAGGUUCGGUGUGCAAACAACAAAUUGCAUUUGUCAUCUGCUGCAUAAAUAACGAGAUAAUACCGUAACAUAAUAACUGUCAAUGGGAGCCCUUCCACAGCGAUGCAGUCGUGAAUGCCAUCCGAUCUGAUCCGCGCCGCUGCGAAGCUGGAGAUCGAUGACGAAAUGGAGCUGUCAAUUCGACUGCGAGAGCUCAGCUGGCGGACUACUGUUCUCUUGGCUGCCCCACAAUUGGCCAACUAACCAACCGUGCGCGAUAACGAUGACGAUGGGAUUGCGAAAUAUCCAAGCAAGCAAGCCACUCAAAUCAAGUUUUUCCGCCAAACGAAUGCCGCGCAGAAAAUAUGAAAAUGCAAGUGGUUUCAUUCAGUUUUCAUUUGCUGCUCGCUGACGCUGGUCGCUUGGCCAUUCCUCGAAUAUCGACCACUAAUUUGGAUUCGGAUUAAUAUGGCGAUGGCCCGCAUGGAACUGAUUGUGCUGCUGGUGGCAUUUACCACUUGCCUAGUUCGAGCCGAAGAUGGUUUUUUGAAAGAGCCGCCAGAUUACAUCAAAGAGUGUAGGAUAGCCGACAAGGACUUUGUCAACUGCUCGACCCACAGCAUCCAGCAGCUUUUCGAUAAACUCAACGAUGGCAUUCCCGGGCUCACCAGCAUCAAGAGCUUCGAUCCCUUCUAUCUCAACCGCAUCCGGAUCACGCAGGGCAAUAGCAACGCGAUCAACCUCAAGGUGGAGCUGGCCAACGUGAAGAUCGUUGGGUUCGGGCACACGAACGUCCUGGAGAGUCAGGUGUUUAAGAAGGACUACAGCUGGAAGACCACCUUUACACUGCCCGAGAUGAAGCUCCAGGCGGACUACAGUCUCUUCGGUAGGAUCCUGCUCAUCCCGCUCAACGGAAAGGGUCAGGUGUUCCUGGACGCGGAGAACAUGACGGUCACCAUGCACACGAAGACGCGGCUCUACUCCAAGGGCGGGUUCACUUUCUACAACGUGACCAACCUGCACGUGGACUUUAAAAUGGACGGGCUCAAGUCGUACUUCUCCAACCUGUUCAAUGGCAAUAAGCAACUGGAGGACAGCACCAACAAGUUCUUCAACGACAACUGGCGGAUGCUGGCCGAUGCCCUGUACACGGUCAUCACCCAGACCAUCGAGGACAUUCUGCUGGAUGUGCUGAAGAAGAUCUUCCACUUCAUUCCAGCCAACUUCUUUGUGAGCGACAUCCCGACGCCGGAACAGCUUUAUGGAAGGGCCAAGCCGAAACCGAAAUGAGGAAAUUGUCCGUAGAAUUUGGGAGUGGGAAUCCUGUGAAAAGUAGCCAAUAAAGUUUGUGGAAAAA